GCCACGGGAGCGCGCGCGGCGGAGGAGGGCUCCGGGAGGCCGCGGAACAGCGACCGCCGCCAUAUUAAGGAGCGCGGAGCCCGGGGUCCCGACAGCGGCGGCCGCGGCCGGACCAGUGGAGCUGCGGGCGGCAGAGGCCGGCGCGGCGCUGCGCCGGGAGAGACGGGGUCGGCGGAGCCAACGGGGGACCGGAGCGAGCCAGGCUGACCCGGGCCGGCUGACCUUGGCUGGCGGGCUGUGCCUGCCCUGCGUCGCCAUGGACCAGGACUACGAGCGGCGCCUCCUCCGGCAGAUUGUCGUUCAGAACGAGAACACGAUGCCCUGCGUCGCAGAGAUGCGGCGAACCCUGACGCCCGCCAACUCUCCCGUGUCCUCCCCCAGCAAGCACGGAGACCGCUUCAUCCCCUCGAGAGCCGGUGCCAACUGGAGCGUCAAUUUCCACAGGAUCAAUGAGAAUGAGAAGUCUCCCAGCCAAAAUCGGAAAGCCAAGGACGCCACCUCGGACAAUGGCAAAGAUGGCCUGGCCUACUCCGCCUUGCUGAAGAACGAGCUGCUGGGAGCCGGCAUCGAGAAGGUGCAGGACCCGCAGACGGAGGACCGAAGGCUGCAGCCCUCCACGCCUGAGAAGAAGGGCCUGUUCACGUAUUCCCUCAGCACCAAGCGCUCCAGCCCCGACGAUGGCAACGAUGUGUCUCCCUACUCCUUGUCCCCCGUUAGCAACAAAAGUCAGAAGCUACUGCGGUCACCACGGAAACCCACCCGCAAGAUCUCCAAGAUCCCCUUCAAGGUCCUGGACGCGCCAGAGCUGCAGGACGACUUCUACCUGAACCUGGUGGACUGGUCGUCCCUCAAUGUGCUCAGCGUGGGGCUGGGGACCUGCGUGUACCUGUGGAGCGCCUGCACCAGCCAGGUGACCCGGCUCUGUGACCUCUCGGUGGAAGGGGACUCGGUGACCUCCGUGGGCUGGUCUGAACGGGGGAACCUGGUGGCCGUUGGCACGCACAAGGGCUUUGUGCAGAUCUGGGACGCAGCUGCAGGAAAGAAGCUGUCCAUGCUGGAAGGCCACACGGCACGCGUUGGGGCGCUGGCCUGGAACGCUGACCAGCUCUCGUCCGGGAGCCGGGACCGCAUGAUCCUGCAGAGGGACAUCCGGACCCCGCCCCUGCAGUCAGAGCGGCGGCUGCAGGGCCACCGGCAGGAGGUGUGUGGGCUCAAGUGGUCCACGGACCACCAGCUCCUCGCCUCGGGGGGCAACGACAACAAGCUGCUGGUCUGGAACCACUCGAGCCUGAGCCCCGUGCAGCAGUACACGGAGCACCUGGCGGCCGUGAAGGCCAUCGCCUGGUCCCCACACCAGCACGGGCUGCUGGCGUCUGGCGGUGGCACGGCUGAUCGCUGCAUCCGCUUCUGGAACACGCUCACGGGGCAGCCCCUGCAGUGCAUCGACACGGGCUCCCAGGUGUGCAACCUCGCCUGGUCCAAGCACGCCAACGAGCUGGUGAGCACGCACGGCUACUCGCAGAACCAGAUCCUGGUGUGGAAGUACCCGUCCCUGACCCAGGUGGCAAAGCUGACCGGGCACUCGUACAGGGUCCUGUACCUGGCCAUGUCCCCUGAUGGAGAGGCCAUAGUCACUGGGGCUGGGGACGAAACCCUGAGGUUCUGGAACGUCUUUAGCAAAACCCGUUCGACAAAGGUAAAGUGGGAGUCCGUGUCAGUGCUCAACCUCUUCACCAGGAUCCGGUAAACCCUCGGGCCUCUCUGUCCGGGUCGGAAGAGCACCGUCUCUCCUCGGCGUUCACGGACCCUCCCCUCUCCGGCACGCGGUCCCCGGAGGAAGCAGCCGGGGUGGGGCGGGGAGUCGGGCCUGGAGAGACCCCGAAGAUUCUCAUUAAAGCCUGAUUGCGAA
Molecule: messenger RNA, 1909 nt
Organism: Acinonyx jubatus (cheetah)
Lineage: Eukaryota; Metazoa; Chordata; Mammalia; Carnivora; Felidae
Gene: FZR1
Product: fizzy and cell division cycle 20 related 1
Exons: 14
Coding region: 257-1747 (496 amino acids)
Biological process (GO): positive regulation of anaphase-promoting complex-dependent catabolic process; anaphase-promoting complex-dependent catabolic process; positive regulation of ubiquitin protein ligase activity
Cellular component (GO): anaphase-promoting complex
Molecular function (GO): protein binding; ubiquitin ligase activator activity; anaphase-promoting complex binding
Source: RefSeq, a predicted model, not a curated record